Porites evermanni is the source of this 958-nucleotide messenger RNA. NCBI's taxonomy places the organism in Eukaryota, Metazoa, Cnidaria, Anthozoa, Scleractinia, Poritidae. The record is from the annotation of a GenBank genome assembly.
AUAACACAGCGACUGAGAAAGAACCACGAUUUUCUGAAGCUGCUUGUCAAGUGUACCCCAGCUCAGCGUAAAGCCAUUUUGAAGGUGGCAGACGACGCUUUAGUAAGAACCAUUUGUGAGUGUGUUUUAAACGUGCUAAAAGGAACAGUGCCUGUCAGUAAGCCAGCCAAGAAAAAACUUUUACCUCACAAGAACUCUUUGAUCGCUUUAGCCGAAAAAAGUACACCGCUCGAUAAGAAAAAGAGAUUGUUGGUACAACACGGAGGAAAUUUUUUAAGUGUUUUGCUACCUCCCGUUCUGCGUGUGUUAAGUUCGAUUCUUACCUAAAAUGAAUCACACAAAGCGUAUGGUUCUCGUGCCCGAGAACACCUUGGAAAGAUUACAACAGCGCCAGCAGAUUUUAACCCCACCCGUCACACAAACUCUGAGAAACUUGGAUAGUGAAAUGACCGAUAUUUUAUCCAGUAAAGAACUUGAUGAUGAACAAAAAGCUAGGCUUUACAAUCAAGUGUUGCAGCGGUACUUGACUUAUUACGAUCAGCGAAAAGGUCAACCUCUUCAUGUGAAAAUAUCAACCUCCAAAGCAGUAGAAACACCUAAACCAGAAGAAAAUGAACAACCUUCGGAAGAACCUGUCCCGGAAAAAUUCACUUCAUCAGCCGUAGAGAAAGAGGUCAUGAAAAGUGUACCCAAAAUUUACAAAGCUGGGGCUAGACAAUUGUUGGAUAAAAUUAAAGAGCAUCAAGAUGUAUUGCAUUGGAAUGAUAAAGGAGAGCUUUUGUAUGAAACCAAACCCAUUCCAGGUUCUCAUCUGGUGGACCUAGUCAACGACACAUUGCGCCACCGCAAAGGAUUUGAACCAGUGGGAUGGUCGGUGUUUGCGAGGGGUCUGGCCCGAAUAAAUGUCCCGGAAAAUCUAGUGCGUAAUCCACAGAGGCAAAGUGCUGUUCGAGAAUUU